AUGGGUAAUGUUUGCUUUGGGAAGAAGAGACACAACAAGGGAGUGGUGCACCCUGUAGUAGUUCACCGACGUCAAGCCGUGACAAUCAAGGUACGAAUGACCAAAGGCCAACUCAAGGGUUUAAUGGAGAAGGUGGAUACCGGUAAUGAUAUCGAUGAUACAGAAUUAGGCCGUUUGAUUGUUCAAGAAUGCUCUAAAGGGAAGCUUCGUGCUAGUGUUGUAGGUGCUGCAAAUGGGGAGAAUGAUCAUUCUUCCAAGUUUUCAAGAGGACAACAAGGUUUAAGGCCAAUUCAAGAAGAGAGUGAAGAAAGAUAUCAUGAUGUAUAG
Molecule: messenger RNA, 327 nt
Organism: Lathyrus sativus (Indian pea)
Lineage: Eukaryota; Viridiplantae; Streptophyta; Magnoliopsida; Fabales; Fabaceae
Source: the annotation of a GenBank genome assembly